This is a messenger RNA of Cladocopium goreaui, 979 nucleotides long. The record is from the annotation of a GenBank genome assembly. Lineage: Eukaryota; Dinophyceae; Suessiales; Symbiodiniaceae.
AUGGAAGCGGAAAAGGAGUUGGAAAGCCUUUUUAGCCCUGAAGCGUCCACUGCUGAAGCGAAGGAUCCUUUCGAGGAAUUGCUCUCACGCAGACAACUUCUCGAUGAUUCUUUCGAGGAUGUUGGUCCUGAGGGUUCAGAGGAGUGCUGCAGUGUGAAGGAGCUCACAGAGUGGGCUCAGAGGGAGAAACUCGGUGCUCGGUUCCAGUCAGGCCUUGAGGAGGUGGUGAAACAAGGUGGACUUCGACGCGUCAACGAUGCAUUUUUGCUGGCGUUGGGCAUUCAGUUGCCACCCAUGCGAAAAAAGAUACUUGGGGCCAUCAAGCGGAAACUGAUUGGUAGCAGAACAGUGCGCUUCGGGGAAGUGCUGCAGUAUGAGCCAAUGUUGAAGAACAAGCCAAGAUUCAGCAAAUGCCCCUGGGUGGACCUGGAUGAAAUAGAGGUCCGGAAUGACAAAAUGACCUUGAAGGCGGCCAUCACGACCUGGCGUUUUUGCGCCACUGGCCUGGAUGGUCAAGAAGAGACAGCGCUGAAGGAAAAUGCCUUUAACGCUUGGAAACCCAAGCCGAAGGGCAUCUGCGAGAUCCUCCAGGACAUGCUGGAGGGGCUCGGAGCUUUCUUCGUUUCAAUGCCUUGCUGCUGCAGGGAGAAGCCUCUGGAGUGAAGUGCUCUGAGGAAUGCAGCAACUGCCAAUGUGAAUGUGAGGAAGCGUCCAAAGCUGGCGUGACUUCUAUGCAGUGGUUGGGACGGUGCAGUCCUGAGACUCGGUUUAAUGGUGAGACAAGAUUCCGUCAAGACCAGUGCCCAGAUUGUAGGCUUGUGUUCUAAAGCUGUGACACAAGAUUGAGAAGCACCAUGAAGCACCAGCCACGACAUCCUGCUCAUGGUGAUAUUGGAUGACACCGGUACACGCUGCGGAAACCUCCUGCAGCGUAUCGAUUUACUGACUUGAGUGCAAAUGCCGAGUUUGAAAGUUCAAC